UGUGCAGUCCGAGUACGACGUCGUGGUGCGAUUGUGGUGUUUUCUCCUGCUGAGCUGAGCGUGUCAGUCGUUCGUGUGUGCGUGUUUGGCGUGUAAACGCACAGUUUAGUGGUUGUCACUGGCACUGCUUUUGAUUGCUUUGGCUUUACUUUAGCAUAGGAGCAAGCAGGCAUUCUCGUCGCUCGGCCAUCAUCAUCAGCGCAAAGCAAAGUUAGUAUUGGCAAGAGUGUGGUUUUCUUCGGUUCCCCGAGACACGGUUGUAUCAACCAUCUUCUCGUUUGGUGUGUCGUUUUUUUUAAGUCGCGCUCCGUGACGGCAGUUUUCGGUCGGUGUGAAAAGUGUGAAUUUCGGUGGUGCACAACGUGGUUCUAAGGAAUGUGACAAAAAUCAGAUGACCACAAAAAAAAUUGAAGUUUGUACAGUGAAUUACGAGAACCACUACUGGAAGCAGCAACAGCAGCAGCCAAACUACGGCAACGACGGAAGGGAAAUAAAAUAAAUAUAUAAGAAUAAAACACGUGUAGACAAGCGGCGAAAGAGCAAAAACCACUGCUGGCAGAAGACGACAACCUUUAGUGAGAAAAAAAAGCUGCAAACGAGCAGUAGUGCAUUCAACAGCAAGAAAGUGUUCGUUCAGAAAAACCAAUCAGUGAAAAUAAAUCAAAAUCAGUACGAUUCCAUAAAUAAAACUGUUUCCAACGAGAUACGAGAGAGCGAAACGUAGAAGAGGGGUGAUAAACGUGUGUACGUGUUCUCGUCCUUCAAGUGUUGAAAAAAAUAAAUAGGAAUAAAAAGUUAAAAGUGAAGAAUAAAAGUUUCGUACCCAAGUAGAAAUAGUCAAGUGUAAAAGAGAUCCGUACCUCCGGGAUUAUCCUGGAGAGAGCUUGAAGGAAGUAACUAAAACAACAACAAACCACAACACAGAACCAAAAUGGAGGCAAUCGCAAAGCACGACUUUAACGCCACUGCCGACGAUGAGCUGAGCUUCCGGAAGAACCAGGUCCUAAAGAUUUUAAACAUGGAAGACGACAUGAAUUGGUACCGAGCGGAGUUAGACGGGAAAGAAGGACUUAUACCUAGUAAUUAUAUAGAAAUGAAAAAUCACGAUUGGUACUACGGUCGCAUCACCCGGGCCGACGCCGAGAAGCUGCUAUCGAACAAACACGAGGGCGCCUUCCUGAUACGAAUCAGCGAAUCCAGCCCCGGUGACUUCAGCCUGUCGGUCAAAUGUUCGGACGGGGUGCAACACUUCAAGGUGCUGCGGGAUGCGCAGGGCAAAUUCUUCCUCUGGGUGGUCAAAUUCAGCAGCCUCAACGAACUGGUCGACUACCACCGGACGGCCAGCGUGUCCCGCUCCCAGGAGGUCAAGCUGCGGGACAUGGUCCCGGAGGAGAUGCUGGUGCAAGCCCUGUACGACUUUGUGGCCCAGGAGUCCGGCGAGCUCGACUUCCGGCGGGGGGACGUCAUUACGGUGACCGACCGUUCGGACGAGCACUGGUGGAACGGCGAGAUCGGCAACCGGAAAGGACUCUUCCCAGCAAUCUACGUAGCGCCCUACCAUUCAUAAGAGUAAAACUAAAUAAGAGUAUUUUAUUAUUUUUUGCUAUAUAAAUAUUAUAUAUUUUUAAUGUUUAACUGAACAACAACAACAAAAAAGAUGGAAAAAAGUGAAACAACAACACACAAAAAAAAAUCCCAAACAAAAAAAAGCUAAAAUUCAAAAAAAAAUCCAGAGGCAGGCUCGGGGGCGGACCAACGUCGGUGAGCAGCCAAACCCCCGGAAAAGGUGCGAAACAAACACGUGUGAGACUGAUGCAGCGCUUACAUGUGUCUUGGCCCUCGGGGGUGUUUGCUCGCCGCGAGAACACCCACCGAUAACAAGGAAAGGAAAAUCGUUUAAAUUAUCUCAAAAGAUAAUACUAAAUCCAAAACAAACCUGCCGUGGAAGCCAAUAAAGGAGAAUGAGAAUGAGUGGAUGAUAUAUAUGUGGAAGAGAAUAUUAUGAAAAUUCGCGAUGCGAUGUAGUGCAAGUUUUAGGAAUGCGAUGUACAUUGAUAAAAUAAAUUAAAACUAGGGUUCACAUUUAUCCUUUUUUUCUCACACGAGUUGAUGAUAGUGGUUGUGGAGCAGAUGAGAUCUUGUUUGCGAUUAGCGCAUAACAACAGAUACACACACAAACACGACGGAAUCAAAAGAAAUAAAAUUCAGGUGUUUUUUCUAUUGACCCAUAGAUUUUGUCGAAGCAUCCCCAGUUCUAUCUAGAAAUAAAAAUACACUCAAAAUAAAAUCAACACCAGAUAACAGGCAGAUUACGAACGGCUGACUAAAUGUAGCAAAAAAAAAACACGAUAAUCCGAGCAUAAGUAAUGAGAAUAUGAAUCAAUUGUAGAAUAUUAGUGAACCAGAAUAACGAAUAUUUGUUUGUAGGUAGUUUAUUUUUGUUUUUGACUCUUGUUCCAUGAUGUUUUACUAUCCAUUUACCCUACGAUAUCAACUAAAGUUUCGGUUCUUCCUUCGUUUCUAUCAUUGAGAUAAAAGUGCGAUAAUUUUUCCUAAGCGAUCACAUACACAAAAAAAUCUAAUCUGUAAAAAGCCAACCGACUUAUGUUGCAUGGAAAAGCGCAAUUUUCGUCAUUAUGUGUAAUAGUUUCUAAGUAUUAAACAGUCACACAAAAGGAGAAAAAAAACAAUGGUAGGAUCAAACAUUAAAUGUAAACAUUUUAAUCGAAAAAACAAUGCCAAUCUCUGUUUCAUUAAAAUAAUUAAUGAAGAAAAACAAACAAACAAAAGCAAAGGAUUUACGGAACCCAUUUUUUACAGCCAAUCCCCAGUAGCGCUUAGCGAAAAAAAAAGUGUGUAUGACCUAAACCCCGCAUCCCGAUUGAACAAAACAAAACAUUCAGAAAAAUCUUAUACAAUGACGCAACAGUAACAAAAAAAACUUGCACACAACAACUGAAGAAAAAUGACGUUCGAUAAUAGUAACAAUAAUUUAGAAAGAGGUGAAGAAUAAAAGAAAAAAAAAUCCGCAUUAAACUGUAAGUAACUUAGAGAAGAUUAUGAAAUAUCCUCAACCAAUCGUAACAGAUAAAACAAAAAGCUGAAUAUGAAACGAAAAUAAUAUACAGAAAACAAAAAAAUGGACACUAAGAGAAAUUUGCUAGGUCUAUUCCAUACGCAACCAGCUCUGCAAAUUGACUGUACAGAAAAGCAAAAUUUUCAUUGAUUUAAAUGACAAGAUAAGAAACAGCAAUUAAAAGAGAGAUUUCGUUUGGGGAUGGAUCUCUUUUGAAGAUGCAAUAGAGUUACAAAAGCUAACAGAUCUAGGUUUUUUUUACUCUGGGAAAAAAGUCCAGCAAAAAUCGCCGCUAUGGUUAAACCGAAGUUCUUACUGCGCUUAUCUGUUUAAGAAAUUGGAUUUUAGGCAGGAAGGUGUCCCUAUUCUGCUGCUGGUUGAAUCAUUAAAAUGCUCACAUAAAUUGGCGCUUACACCUCCAUGCGCUAAAAGGAAAACUUCCUUAAAUGCUAUAGAGGGAUACAUUGAAGUUUAUUAUCUUUCUGUUACGCGGUUAAAUUGCGAAGAAAAGUCGAAAGCGUAAAAAUAAACCGCAAGAAAACUAUCCACAGCUGGCAAUUCAAUUCAACUAACCCACUAGGCAUAAAUGCAUGCAUUACACAGGUUGUAAAGGUGCCGAAUAAAUGAAGAUAUAUAACACUCCGGAUUGUGGAACCGAUUACAGAAAAAAACGGAUUUCCGCAAGACAAAAGGAAAAAAAUCCAGAAGGAGUGUCCUGAAAACCCAAACACACAACAGUCCGCAUAUUCAGCCGAACAGCACACAAAAAAGAAGAAAAAAAAAUAGAAAUGGCAAAAAACCUUAACCAGAAACGAACCAUUAUAGCAAACAGAAGAAACAAAAGCGAACCUUGAACAGCGCGCUAGUAAUAA
Messenger RNA from Uranotaenia lowii, 3948 nucleotides. RefSeq names its product growth factor receptor-bound protein 2 (gene drk). The record is from RefSeq and is a predicted model, not a curated record. The transcript is spliced from 6 exons. The coding region runs from base 932 to 1567 and encodes 211 amino acids. Gene Ontology annotation, molecular function: protein binding. Lineage: Eukaryota; Metazoa; Arthropoda; Insecta; Diptera; Culicidae.